This is a messenger RNA of Adineta ricciae, 807 nucleotides long. The record is from the annotation of a GenBank genome assembly. NCBI's taxonomy places the organism in Eukaryota, Metazoa, Rotifera, Eurotatoria, Adinetida, Adinetidae.
AUGUCGACCUCAACAGCAUCGGUUUUAACAGAUGGAAAAGUACUAGUUACUGGUGGAACUACGAAUGGUAUAUCACUCAAAAGUACUGAGCUGUAUGAUCCAAUAACAGGAACAUGGUCUAUUGUUGGUAACAUGAAUAAGGAACGAAUUCGUCAUGCAGCUGUUAUGUUAUUAAAUGGAAAAGUGCUAGUUACUGGUGGAUCAGGUGAACGUGAUUCUGAACGUACUGCUGAAUUAUUUGAUCCAUUAACAGGUAAUUGGACAUUUACUGGUGAUAUGCAUUUUGAACGAGUCAGUCAUACAGCAUCUACUCUACUAAAUGGAAAGGUGUUAGUUACUGGAGGAGCUUUUGGUGAUGAUAGAGCCACUACUGAAUUGUAUGAUCCGGUCACAGGUAAUUGGACCAAGAGCGGUAAUAUGAUAUAUAGACAAGAAUGGGACACAGCAUCGGUUUUAGGAAACGGAACAGUUUUAGUUACUGGUGGUCCUGGUGUCAAUAUCGCUGAAUUAUAUAAUGUAGCGAUGGGUAAUUGGACUCAAACUGGUAGAACAAAUACUUCACGAUGGUUUCAUACAGCAUCCGUGUUACUAAAUGGAAAAGUGUUAGUUGCUGGUGGUUCUUAUGGUGUGUAUAACAGAAGUACGGAAUUGUAUGAUCCAUCGACAGGUCAUUGGACCAAUUCGGGUAAUAUGAAACAUGGACGAAAGGAUCACACAGCAUCCGUUUUAACAAAUGGUAAAGUGUUAGUUACUGGUGGAUACUAUAAUGAUACAUAUGUAAAUGAUGCUGAAUUGUAUGUUUCAUAG